AUGCUUGAAACAAGUAUUCCAAAUUCUUAUUCAAAUGGCAAGAAAAUUCAGGAGAAGCACUCGACUAUACAUGAAUUAGAUAACGACAAAAAAGAACAAGAAUCCACAGAAAUCUUAGAUUUUCUUAAACUUCUUAAAGAACUUCAAGAAAAACUUGUGGAAGUUAAACAGAGUGUUCAACAAGUUCAAAAUAAAGCAUCUUCAGGAUUAAUAAAAACAUCCAACGGCGUUUCCUUACUAGACAUAAAAAAUUAUACACUACUACAAUACAUCAUUAAUCUCACAUUUCUCAUACACCUGAAACUCGAUGGGAAAUCUAUCGCCAAUCAUCCGGCAAUAACCAGUUUGAUUGAAUCACGUGUAGUACUUGAAAAGAUUAAACCAAUUGAACACAAGUUAAAGUAUCAAAUUGAUAAAUUGGUUAGAGCUGCGACCAUUACAAAUGAUGAUAAUAAUAAUCAGGAGAUUGAAAGAAAAAAGGAUUCGAGGAGCGCAAUGACUGACCCAUUGGCAUUUAAACCGAAUCCUGAAAAUUUAAUUUCCAAGGAUGUUGAAGAUAUUGAGGAUAACAAUGAGAUUGGAGGUGAAUCUGCAGGCGUGUAUAAAGCACCAAAAUUAGCGCCAGUACAUUUUGACGAAGAUCAAGGAAAAAAUACAAGACAUGAAAAAGAACGAUCACGGCUUCUAGUACGUGCCUCAAAAUCACGCCUCAUGCGAGACAUACUUGCUGAAUACGAUGAUCACCCUGAAGAAAUUGAUGCAACGGGCGGAGUAAAUGAAGGAAUUGGUCCUGCAGAAAAAGGAUCAGAUGUGCGAUGGGCCGAACGUACUCAUUAUGAAGAAGAAAAUUUUGUGCGUUUGACUGUUUCUAAGAAGGAGAUGCGGAAGAUGAGAGGUCUUGGUGCUGAUAGUGUCAAAAGAAUUCAGGAUGAAUUUGAGUUAUACAUCAAUUCAACGCGUGAUGGGUUAAUUGAGCAUGGAAAGAAAAGAAAGAUAGGUCGAUAUUCAGAAGCAACCAAUGCAAAAAGAUUUUCACGAUCGAGAGAUUAA
Molecule: messenger RNA, 1050 nt
Organism: Ambispora leptoticha
Lineage: Eukaryota; Fungi; Glomeromycota; Glomeromycetes; Archaeosporales; Ambisporaceae
Source: the annotation of a GenBank genome assembly